This is a messenger RNA of Moneuplotes crassus, 1282 nucleotides long. The record is from the annotation of a GenBank genome assembly. NCBI's taxonomy places the organism in Eukaryota, Ciliophora, Spirotrichea, Euplotida, Euplotidae.
CAAAAUCUCAUGAAGCAGUCCACCAGGCACUCCUAUAUCCAAAUAGCUAAUAAGGAAGACAAGUACCUCCAAAUUGAUAUCAAAUUGCCAGACAUCCUUGGGGAUUCAGAUCUUGAAAAGAGUAAUGUCAAUAGCACUUUGGGCUAGAUGAGCUGGGAGUUCCAUCCAGGCUCGUCGUGACCGUUUAGAGUUAUAAUUUAGUCUUGGAUUUAGGUCAAGAAGAAACUCGUAAGUUGAAUGACUCCAAGAUCAAGAUCCCUAUUCAUACAUACUCACCAGGGUUCAAGACUUCUACAGAUGAGACCAAGUCCCCAGUGAUCCUUGAUUUUAUGAAAGUCAAGGGUAAGUUCAGGCCACGCAAGAAACUUGAUAAGGUCAAAUUAGAAACCAAGCCUAAUCCUGAUCUGACAGAUAACCUUUUCGCAGAUCAAAGCCCGAUUGUCAAGACUUCAAGAAAUUGAAUUCACACUACUAAAUAGAGACACUAUGAACUUUGUCAAAAGAGAGAAAAUGAGGAAGAAGAUAUUUAAGUAUAUGAGACUAACAAGACCGAAGAGAACAGAUCCAUCUCCUUUACAGACAAAGAUUUUGACUGCAAAGUACCUCCCAAAGGAACCAUUUCUAGUCCGAAAUCCACAAGUUUCAAGCGAUGUUCAUCGUAGUUUACCAAGAGGAGUCCCUAGCAGGUCGAGCAAAAGUCCACAAAAAGCUAGAAAUCUGAGAAGCCUGAAGGCUUCUCAGAUUUUUUACAAUUCUUGUAGCCCCAAACUGGCUUCUCCUACUAUUGUAAUCCAGAAGCCGACUAGGACUUUUAUUCCGCUGAAUAAAAUUCUAAAAUAGCCAUAGUACUGCAAUUGCAAUAAAGCCUCACCAAGAUAUUCAAGAUGCUAAAUUCUUAGCCAAAAAUGGAAAGACCAAUAUUAAGCAUGUUGAAAAGGCAGAGCCAAGAACCCAAAGGAAAAUCAAGAUGGUCACUCCUAGAAAUAUUUUUGAUAUAAACAGAAAGCAAGAAAAGAAGCAAUCUGGGUGGCUAAGAGGUAACCAAAGAGGCUUCAGGCCAGAGAAAAAAUUUAAGACCAGAUAUCUCACUCCAUUUCAGUCAAAGAAAGUCAAAGUUUUUGACAAUAUCGAGUACGAAGCUGGUAUUACCUCUACAUUCGGAUUUUGAAUCAGGUCUCUUAAGGCUGCUCGGAAGGAUGUUUAGCGAUAUUAGGCUAUUGAAUAGCACAUCCAGACAGUAAACCGUUUAGUAAUCUCCAUUGUUCAUAACCAUUUACAAGAU